AUGCCGCGGCAGCGCUGGAACAACAGCGGACGCUGCGAGUCGGACAACUCGUACGCUGAUCCCUUGCAACAGCUCCUUGCACGCAACCUACAGAGAAAGGGAGCCGCAGCUGUGCUGAGCAAGAGGAGGGUGUCACAGCUUGCACGUCCGUCCUGCAUCAGCCCUGUUGCUCGAGAGGCGCGUCGCCGAAGCGAACUCAUGCGCUCGGCACAGGAGUUGAUGGAUCUGGAGCGAUACGAACGCCGCCAGCUGAUGGCAGUGGCGAGGAAUCGUUUUCACGUUAUGAUGUGCGCCUUCUUUGGAGCCGCCGUAAGGAAUAUGAUCGCAUGUGAGCUUAGCGAGCGAAAAGCGCUGUUCCGUGAAUGGCAGCAGGCACAGCGCGAUAUGGGGGCAUUAAUAGACCGUGAGUUCUCGAAGCUCACACCGAUGACGCCGCAUAAGUUCAAGGCAGUCUGUCGUCUAAUCCGUUCCGAGACUGUCAUGCGCAGGAGACUUCAAGUGACCGAAGCGCAGGACCGAGAUUUGUACGCGCAUUUUAUGUACCUCGAGCAACUGAAGGCACUGGGGAGCGACUUGAACGAGUACCGUCGCCGUAUUGCGCUGCAUUAG
Leishmania braziliensis MHOM/BR/75/M2904 is the source of this 609-nucleotide messenger RNA. RefSeq lists its product as hypothetical. The transcript has a single exon. Bases 1 to 609 code for a protein of 202 amino acids. The record is from RefSeq and is a predicted model, not a curated record. NCBI's taxonomy places the organism in Eukaryota, Euglenozoa, Kinetoplastea, Trypanosomatida, Trypanosomatidae.